Messenger RNA from Seminavis robusta, 3177 nucleotides. NCBI's taxonomy places the organism in Eukaryota, Bacillariophyta, Bacillariophyceae, Naviculales, Naviculaceae. The record is from the annotation of a GenBank genome assembly.
CUCAUAAUCUAAGGACUGGAAAAGGUCAAAGCAAAAGAUACCCUUGGUCUGCUGUUUCAUUUCCUUGAAGAUUUCUCUGAUCUCUGAAGCAAUAAGCAAAAUGUUGCACAUUCGCCGCUUGGCCGCUUCCAGGAAUGUGGCCGCAUUGGCUCGAGGUCCCGUGGUCCGAGCCACCACGACAACUUCUCGAUUGCAUCAGCCAACCUUUCGAGCUUUUUCUUCCUUGACAGAUCCUGGUUCCCAUCUGUUCGCCAGUCAUUUGGGUGCUAUCGAUAGCCCUGCUCCACAAGUUCCUGCCGACGAAGUCCCCCCCGCUGUCAAGGAUGCCCAGCUUCGAGCCGAUAUUCGUGCCAUGGGAAGAAUGUUGGGACAAGUCAUUCUGCAGUAUGAAGGUCAAGAUAUCUUUGAAAAGGUGGAAAAAAUGCGUUCCUUGGCAAAGACCCGCCGUGAAGCUGGAGCCGGUCGAGUGGAAGAAACCAAGGCAGAAUCGGAAGCUGCAUUCCAAGAUUUGGCAGAAUACGUCUCCACAUUUAGCAAGGAAGAACUCUUGGUGGUCAGCCGUGCCUUUACGCAUUUUUUGGCAUCGGCCAAUGCUGCCGAAAAACACCACACUAAACGCGUGUUGGAAGAGUUCAACACCACCAAGGGAGCAUUUUACGACAAGGCGGAUAGCAGUGGACAGGUCAUGGCAAGCUUGGCAGAGGAACAUUCUCCUGAUGCAGUCUGGAAAGCAUUGACAACGCAGACCGUAGAAUUGGUUUUGACCGCGCAUCCUACCGAAGUCAAUCGUCGUACCAUUCUAGACAAGCACCGUCGUAUUCAAGAGGUCCUGACUGACGCCGACGCACUUCGUAACAGUGGUAGAACCACAACCGACUUUAUGAAGCAACAACUCAAUGAUAGUCUUCAGCGGGAAAUCUCUUCCAUUUGGUUGAGUGACGAGGUGUCCCGACAAAAACCCACGCCUCAAAACGAAGCCGAAAAGGGAGUUCUCGUGGUGGAAACGGUUCUUUGGAAGACUGUACCCAAUUUCCUCCGCAAAUUGGAUGCCACGGCACAAGAGUUCCUGGGACGUGGCAUACCGCUCGAUGCUGCUCCCAUCCGUUUCGCCAGUUGGAUGGGUGGAGAUCGUGACGGCAAUCCCAACGUCGAGCCGGAUACGACACGUGAAGUUUGUCUCAAGAACCGGGCCAAAGCGGCGGCGCUGUUUUCCAAGGAUUUGCAAGAGCUCUGGAAGGAAUUAUCGCUCACAACCUGUUCGGACGAAUUGAGGAAGCAAGUGGGAGAGGAUGUCAGAGAGCCCUACCGAAAGUUCAUGGUGCCGAUGUUUGAGAAGCUGCAGCUGACACAAAAAUGGGCCGAACAGGAAAUGAAACUCUUGACUGGAUCUGCUGGAGCCGAUGUUCAUUUCGACAAAAUUGAACCGACAGAGAUCUAUCUAACCAAAGAUUCAUUCAGGGAUGACCUUCUCUUGAUGCAUCAUUCUCUCUGCGAAACUGGCAACCAUGUGGUUGCUGAUGGUUUCUUGGCGGAUAUCCUCAGGAACGUGUCUGCCUUUGGAUUGACUUUGGUGCCCCUGGACGUGCGACAAGAAAGUGACAAACACGAGGAGGCACUUGAUGCUGUGACUCGCUUCUUGGGACUGGGGAGCUAUUCUCAGUGGGACGAACAGACCAAGGUUAAUUGGUUGACCCAACAACUUGCCUCCAAGAGACCCCUUCUUCGCCCCGGAGUUUGGCAUGACCACCCUGAUAUCUUUUCUGAAACAACAAUUGACACUCUUGGGAUCUACCAGAUGAUUGCAGAGCAAUACGAAGGCAGCCUUGGCGCAUACGUAAUUAGCCAAGCCACGAGCGCCAGCGAUGUGCUUGCCGUGUUGCUCCUGCAGCGAGAUGCAGGUGUGAAGAAGCCACUUCGUGUCGUACCGCUCUUUGAAACACUUGAUGACUUGAAUGGAGCCGGCGAAACCAUGAAGAGUCUCUUCUCGAAUCCAGUCUACAUGGGGAGUAUCGCUGGAAAGCAGGAGGUUAUGAUUGGGUAUUCAGAUUCUGCGAAGGAUGCUGGAAGACUUGCAGCAAGCUGGGCUCAAUACGAAACCCAAGAGGAGUUGGCUCAAAUUGCUCGAGACUUCAACGUUGAGCUCACCUUUUUCCAUGGCAAAGGAGGAACUGUUGGUCGUGGAGGCAACCCGCAAACUUUCAAGGCCAUCCUUGCCCAUGCACCUGACACUAUCAACGGGCAUUUCAGAGUGACUGAACAAGGAGAGAUGAUCUAUCAAAACUUUGGACAUUACGACAGAGCAGAGCGCACAAUGGACAUUUACACCUCCGCCAUUCUUGCUGAGAAACUCACCAAGCGAACGAAGCCUUCUACCGAAUGGCGCAACAUGAUGAAGAAAUUGUCCGAUAUCAGCUGCGAGGCCUACAGAAAGGUAGUUCGAGGCGACGAACGAUUUGUCCCCUACUUUAGGUCUGCCACGCCGGAGUUGGAGUUGGCCAGUCUGAACAUUGGGUCGCGACCCGCAAAGCGCAAAGCCACCGGUGGAGUCGAGAGUCUACGAGCAAUUCCUUGGAUUUUUGCUUGGACCCAGACUCGUUUCAACCUUCCUACUUGGUUGGGCGUUGGAGAAGCCAUCGGUUCCGUUUUGAAGAGUCCUGAUGCCGACUUGCUUCGCACUAUGUAUCGCGACUGGGGAUCCUUCCGAACCACUAUCGACAUGGUUGAAAUGGUCUUAGCCAAGUCGGACCCGUCCAUUGCCAAGCAUUACGAUGAGGUCUUGGUGACAGAGGACAAAGCCAAGGCGCUAGGAACUGAAGUUCGUGCUCUCCACCAGGAAACCGAGGGCGUUGUUCUAGACUUGGCCGGGCACACAACCCUGAGCGAAGACAACAGCAUUCUGAGACGGCAACUUGCUGUCAGAGAUCCAUACGUGGACUGCCUGAAUGUGUUGCAGGCAGAGACGCUCAAGAGGAUCCGAUCUACAGAAGGUGCCGAGGACGACAAGGUGUUGAAGGAUGCCUUGAUGACAACCAUCUCUGGUGUCGCCAACGGAAUGGGAAACACCGGCUAAAGGGUUGGAUGAGUGGUUCAACAAGACGAGGUAUUUUGGUUAGUGGUUUCAAUCCUUGACUUGUGUAGUAAUAUCGUUAGGAUGCAUAGAGAGUUUUGUUGUAUGUC